AGGAGGAACCAGAACCUCAUCAGAUUAAAGAGGAGGAAACAGAACCUCCUGACUUUAAAGAGGAAGAACCAGAACCUCCUGACUUUAAAGAGGAAGAACCAGAACCUCCUCACGUUAAAGAGGAGGAACCAGAACCUCCUCACGUUAAAGAGGAGGAACCAGAACCUCCUCACGUUAAAGAGGAGGAAUCAGAACCUCCUCAGAUUAAAGAAGAGGAACCAGAACCUCCUCAGAUGAAAGAGGAGGAACCAAAACCUCCUCAGAUUAAAGAAGAGGAACCAGAACCUCCUCAGAUUAAAGAAGAGGAACCAGAACCUCCUCAGAUGAAAGAGGAGCAGGAGAACAUCAGUCAGCAGCUGGUUCUGGAUCUAGAAACUGGAAUCUUUUCUAUCAGGACCACUCUGAAUGGGGAGCAGCUGGACCAUCAGCUCAGACGCCUGAAGACCAUCAGGAUGCCUGUAAUCAAGUUGGACAGAAUGGACCUCCAACAGAAACAAGUCUAUAAAGACAAGGAGCCAGAACCUCUUCAGACUAAAGACCAGGAGAAAACAGAACCUCCACAGAUGGAAGAGGACCAGGAGGACCUCAGCAUCAGUCAGCAGCUGGUUCUGGAGCAGGAGACUGAAUCCUUCAUGGAGACUUGUGAGGACAGGGACCACAGUGACCCAGAACCAAAGAGCCAGCAGCUCCUCUCUCAUGUCUCUCCUAGAACUGAGAGUCCAAAUCAGAAAGAAAACAACAAUGAUGUCAGAUCUUCUGGGUCCAACAGACAGUCCAGGACUGAGUCUGCUACAGAGUCUACUAUUUGUGACUUUGGUGGAACAAGGUUUGAUAAUGAAAGUGAUGUUAGGCUCCAUCAAAAUACUAGCACAGGAGAAAAACCACAUGUUUGUACAUUUUGUGGCAAAAGUUAUAAAUCAAAAUUCAUCUUAAAGCAACAUAUUACACUUCACACAGGUGAGAAACCGUAUUCCUGUGAAACAUGCGGGAAAUGUUUUACUUAUCAUAGUUCGUUGACAUUACACAUGAGAACCCACACAGGUGAGAAGCCUUAUUCUUGUGAAACAUGCGGGAAAUGUUUUACUUAUCAUAGUUCGUUGACAUUACACAUGAGAACCCACACAGGUGAGAAGCCUUAUUCCUGUGAAACCUGUGGGAAAUGUUUUGCUCAACGUAAUUCAUUGACUGUCCAUGUGAGAACCCAUACAGGUGAGAAGCCCUAUUUUUGUGGAACAUGUGGAAAAAAUUUUACCAGUCAGAUUGUUCUGACGUCUCACAUGAAAAUCCAUACAGGACAGAAACCCUUUUCCUGUGCAACAUGUGGUAAAUGUUUUAGGGAUCGUCAUCAUUUGACCACUCACACAAGAGUCCACACAGGUGAGAAGCCUUAUUCUUGUGGAACAUGUGGAAAAUGUUUUUCAUAUAGUCACAAUUUGACGUGUCACAUGAGAACCCACACAGGUAAUAUGUUUUCCUGUAAAACUUGUGGAAAAAAUUUCAUUGCAAAGAAGACUUUGACCCAGCACAUGAAAACCCACACACGAAAGAAGACCAAUGUGUGUGUAACAUGUGGAAAAAGUUUCAGUGAUGUGAAUCGUUUGAUCCUUCACACGAGAACCCACAUAGUAGAGAAGCCCCAUGUAUGUGGAUUAUGUAGAAAAUGUUUUUCAGAACUUGACAGUUUGACUGCUCACAUGAGGACUCACAUUGAGGAGAAACCCUAUUCUUGUGGAACGUGUGGUGAAGCCUUCAGUCUGUAUGGUUAUUUGAUCAUGCACAUGAGAAGUCACACAGGAGAGAAUCUGUUGCAGUAAAACUUCUGCUCCUGACUGAUCUGUUCCUGCUGGAC
Messenger RNA from Austrofundulus limnaeus, 1849 nucleotides. RefSeq names its product gastrula zinc finger protein XlCGF57.1. Gene Ontology annotation, molecular function: DNA-binding transcription factor activity, RNA polymerase II-specific; RNA polymerase II cis-regulatory region sequence-specific DNA binding. The record is from RefSeq and is a predicted model, not a curated record. Gene Ontology annotation, biological process: regulation of DNA-templated transcription. NCBI's taxonomy places the organism in Eukaryota, Metazoa, Chordata, Actinopteri, Cyprinodontiformes, Rivulidae.